UCGAUUAACUCAAUUGACAGAAUCGCCCUUGUAUUUUGCGUUCUCGAGCAAGGGCAUUCCAGUCAAUUGGCUGAUCAACCUAUCAUGAUUGGUAUAAGCAGUCAACGUCGACGUCGUCCAGUAUUAUUUCUUCUAGCUCCAGGUUGUCCACAAAACCUUUCAUAAAUCGGAAUAAUCUCGGUAUCGGGCACACAUGGCGUACAAUCCGAACGGCAACGUUCGGAUGGACCCGCAGGUUGCCGCGGAGAGGGCCGUUUCAGUGAUUGGAUUCGGGUAUGAUCUGACGUCGGAUAUCCGGCUAUCAGCCUGCAAGCCCGGUCCUUCUGGGUCGGGUCUUAUUGAGAUGGACCGGGCACGAACGAAGGAGUUGGUUGUUCCCGGUAACGUCGUCGUUUCUAAUGUCUCUGCUGCCAUCAAGUGCGAUAAGGGCGAGCGCACAAGGUUUAGCUCCGAUGCUCUCUCCUUCAAUCAGAUGUCGGAGCAUUUCAACCAGGAAUUAUCUUUAUCCGGCAAAAUACCUUCUGGUCUGUUCAAUGCAAUGUUUGGCUUCAAGGGUUGCUGGCAGAAUGAUGCAUCUACCACAAAAAUUCUCGCUUUUGAUGGUUGGUUGAUUGCUUUGUAUACAAUUGAGUUGGAAAGAUCCCAAAUAUCUCUGUCUAAUAAAGUGAAACAAGAAGUGCCGUCUACAUGGGAUCCUGCUGCUCUGGCUGAGUUUAUUGAAAAAUACGGAACUCAUGUCAUUGUUGGGGUUAAGAUGGGAGGUAAAGAUGUAAUUCAUAUUAAGCAGCUUCAAAAUUCAAAUCUCCAGCCUGCUGAAGUGCAGAAAUUGUUGAAGCAGCUAGCUGAUGAAAGAUUUUGUGAAGAUGGAAAAGAAAACCUGAGAGUUAAGCCUGGUACUUCAUCAGGAAAGCCAAAGGUUGAACAAUCAAUGAUCUGGGAUCUUCAGUUGCCAUUUGCAAAUACAGUCAGACCACCUGUUGCUUCCCACUCCAAAACUGAUGAUCUACUAAGCAUUCAUAUCAGGAGAGGAGGUGUAGAUACUGGCCAAAGUCAUAAUCAGUGGCUUUCAACUGUAUCACAGUAUCCCAAUGUCAUAUCAAUGUCCUUUGUGCCUAUUGCAUCCCUUUUAAGUGGUAUUCGAGGAAGUGGUUUCUUAAGCCAUGCAAUCAAUCUGUACCUGCGAUAUAAACCACCGCUGGAGGAACUCACUCAAUUUCUGGAGUAUCAAUUGCCUCGCCAGUGGGCUCCUGCGUAUAAUGAUCUUCCUCUUGGUCCUCGCAGCAGGAAAAAAGCAUCUCCAGCUCUCCAGUUUACAUUAUUGGGUCCUAAGCUUUAUGUCAAUACUGUGAAGGUUGAUACUGGUAAUCGGCCUGUCACUGGCAUUCGCUUAUACUUGGAAGGCAAGAGGAGCGAUCACUUGGCCAUCCAUCUCCAGCACCUAUCAACUCUGCCUCAGUCUCUUCAACUUUCAUCUGAUAAUAGUUACGAACCACAUGAUGAAUCUAUAGACCGAGGAUACUUUGAACCCGUGAAGUGGAGCAUAUUCUCACACAUAUGCACUGCUCCUGUAGAGUACCAUGGCGCCCGGAUAGACGACUCCGCCUCUAUCGUGACCAAGGCCUGGUUCGAGGUUAAGGGUAUGGGAAUGAAAAAGGUCCUUUUCCUAAGGCUUGGAUUCUCAAUGGUAGCUUCCUCCGUAAUUCGACGAUCAGAGUGGGACGGAUCAACAAGCGUAUCAAAGAAAUCAGGAUUGAUUUCCAUGUUAAUGAGCACCCCAUUCAGCUCCGCUGCAAAUCAACCCCAGAAGCCUGCAAAGGUAGAUCUGAACUCAGCUGUUUACCCUGGAGGACCACCUUCGCCUGCAAGGGCCCCGAAGAUGUCACAUUUUGUCGAUACAAAAGAGAUGGUGAGGGGCCCUGAAGAUCCACCUGGGUAUUGGGUCGUCACCGGCGCAAAACUUUGCGUGGAGAACGGGAUGAUACGAAUUAAAGUGAAGUACUCCCUGUUGACUAUAGUUUCAGACGAGUCUUUGUUGAUGUGAGGAAAGUGGAAGGAGGAAUUCUCAUUUGAACAAAGUGUACCUUCUUGUUGUACAUGAUUUGUACAUUUACUAUUCUUAUACCAGCCAAGAUUAUUUGUUGCAAGUUUUCAUCCAUAGUUCAUUCUAUAUGUAUAAGCAAAGUAGAGUCGGACACUUGGAAGAAUAUUCCCGGGGAGUAGACAAUUGUACACAACUCUUGGAAAUUU
Sesamum indicum (sesame) is the source of this 2247-nucleotide messenger RNA. It is a transcript of the gene NSL1, whose product is annotated as MAC/Perforin domain-containing protein. Gene Ontology annotation, biological process: regulation of salicylic acid mediated signaling pathway; plant-type hypersensitive response. The record is from RefSeq and is a predicted model, not a curated record. NCBI's taxonomy places the organism in Eukaryota, Viridiplantae, Streptophyta, Magnoliopsida, Lamiales, Pedaliaceae. Gene Ontology annotation, cellular component: plasma membrane.